Molecule: messenger RNA, 2711 nt
Organism: Syngnathus typhle (broad-nosed pipefish)
Lineage: Eukaryota; Metazoa; Chordata; Actinopteri; Syngnathiformes; Syngnathidae
Gene: kiss1ra
Product: KISS1 receptor a
Exons: 5
Coding region: 1-1173 (390 amino acids)
Biological process (GO): neuropeptide signaling pathway
Cellular component (GO): membrane
Molecular function (GO): G protein-coupled peptide receptor activity
Source: RefSeq, a predicted model, not a curated record
AUGCAACCCUCCUCUUCUUUGGAGAAGAACUCCACGGAGCCGAGCUUGUGGAUGAACAGCUCUGAGGCAAACUUCUCGCGGGGGGGAUGCGACUACGACGGGGGGGAGCAGCGGCAAGGGUGGGAGGUAGCCAAGGAGGAGGACGGCGAGCAGCACCCCUUUCUUACUGAUGCCUGGCUGGUGCCCCUCUUCUUCUCCCUCAUCAUGCUAGUGGGCUUGGUGGGCAACUCUUUGGUUAUUUACGUCAUCUCCAAGCACAGGCAGAUGAGGACGGCCACCAACUUUUACAUAGCAAAUCUGGCUGCGACUGACAUCAUCUUCCUGGUGUGCUGCGUUCCCUUCACGGCCACCCUCUACCCUCUCCCCGGUUGGAUUUUUGGCAACUUCAUGUGCAAAUUUGUGGCCUUCCUGCAACAGGUGACCGUCCAAGCAACCUGCAUCACUCUGACUGCAAUGAGCGGCGACCGUUGCUACAUCACGGUCUACCCUUUGAAAUCCCUCCACCACCGCACACCCAGGGUGGCCAAGAUUGUCAGCCUCUGCAUUUGGAUCGGCUCUCUCAUCCUCUCCACGCCGAUCCUCAUGUACCAGCGCAUCGAGGAGGGGUACUGGUAUGGUCCUAGGCAGUACUGCAUGGAAAGGUUCCCCUCCAAGACUCACGAGAGGGCUUUCAUCCUAUAUCAGUUCAUCGCCGCCUACCUGUUGCCCGUUCUUACCAUUUCCUUCUGCUAUGGUAUGAUGGUGAAGAGGGUCGGCCAACCUACCGUGGAGCCGGUAGACAACAACUACCAGGUCAAGCUCCUGUCUGAGAGAACCAUCAGAAUCAGAAGCAAGGUCUCCAAGAUGGUGGUAGUUAUUGUCCUGCUUUUUGCUCUGUGCUGGGGUCCCAUCCAGAUCUUUGUCCUUUUUCAGUCCUUCUACCCCAACUUCCGUGCUACAUAUGCCACAUACAAGAUCAAGACGUGGGCAAACUGCAUGUCUUACGCCAACUCCUCAGUCAACCCAAUUGUUUAUGGCUUCAUGGGCGCCAGCUUUCAGAAGUCCUUCUGGAAGACCUUUCCCUUCCUGUACAGGCACAAGGUCAGGGACAGCAGCAUGGCAUCAAGGACGGCCAACGCCGAGAUCAAGUUUGUCGCGGCGGAGGAAGGCAACAACAAUAACGAUGCUAAUUGAGGGAAUGUGAGAAGGGGAGAGAGGUAAUGGAACAACUGGCGUCUUUCCAAAUGAGAGAACAGCUUUGAAAGCCAAAUGAAACCAUGUUAUUAAAUCAAAGGACACUGGAAUCAUUUGCACAUUUUGUUUUCCUGCCAAGUUUGGCAUUGCUGGCACAUCUCAAACUCCAGUUAGCAACUUAGCGGUGUUUCACAGUUGACGUUUUGUCAUUAAGGAGAUACUGAAAAGCUGACAGCCAGCCAUUUGGAUACUUAGACCAAAUUCAAGCAUUUUACCCUUUUCCGGUCAAGUGAGUGACUGUAUUGUGCAACGUGUUGAGUCAUUUUUUAUGCCCUGUUCAGAAAACAGUCAGAUAUGACAACUGUGAGUGUUUCAAUGUUUACGCUUGUAAAGCCUUCAAAUUUGUCAACACCGAAGUCGGCCGAAAGCUAAGUUUUGUCCUUUUUCUUUAAAGAGACAGAGAUGGGACUUGAGCGCCAACUCAGUGUAAAAUUACACAAACAAGUACAUUUUAUGUGAGCUGCCUAAUACUGAAAAUGUAUUUUUAAACAAGCUGCUCAACUGUGAUGUCACAGUAGAGCUAAUUUAAGCACUCAUGUUUUCUUCAACCAUUCCUUGGCAGCUACCCGGGUAAAGAGCUGCCAUUUUCUUUUUCUUGCAAGCGACGAACGAGCUGGUGAGCUGCGGAUAAGUACUUUUAAUGUGAAAGCCAAAACGUUAGAGCUACAGUGUUGUAUGACUUCAUGAUUUUACACGAUAGCAGUCGAUACAAACCGACCUACAUUUGUAAGUCGGUACCAGAACGGGAGUGAGUGCUCUUAUUUACACGAACAAAGGCAGCACUUCAAAGCAAGAUGCUCUUGCUGUUCACAGCGAUGUUUCUCAAAUAAACUGAGCCAUAGCACAUACAGUGUGUGGAAUGGAUAAGAUCAGAUCAGAUCUUUUUUCAUCACACAAGGCAGAAAAUUGUAGAGAAAUAUGAUGACUGACAAAGUGCCCAGAGCGUUGAAAACUCAUGCAACAUUAAAAGCCAUUCAAAGUUAAUCAAAGCCAUUUAAAGAGUUUGCUAUUCAAAGUGACUACAUAUGCCAUAUUAUCGUGUACAUCUGCUCCAUAAAAUCUUACCUUCACAAUAAUAACAAAGCUUAGUUAUGGGAAAUAUUUAUUGAACAAAUGUGUUUUUUUCUUUGACUGUUGUUGUACAGUUAUGCUCAAUGUUAUUGGUAAUAUCCACACUGACGCUUUGUCAAUUUUCUGGCACAUGUCCAGAGGUUCAAAUAUAUUUACCAUUGUACAUACAAUAAAGAUGUGGUUGUGUUCUGUGAUUUUAUCUUUUAGAAUGUUUUAUAGAUUUGGUACCUUUUACCUUUUUACAAAGUCCCUGAGAAAUAGGCUCAUCCUUUUUCAAACUUUAGGGUACGAUUAGGGUGCAUUUGUGGGUAGACUGCUUUUGGAGCUUUUACUGUUAAAACAGUUCCUCUAGGACGCUUGUGGGUGAGCAAAAUAGUGCCUAAGUAGUACAAUUUUAGUAAAUUAAU